CUCUCUCCCUCCCUCCCUCCCUCCCUGCCGUCAACUGCCUGCUCCUUGGCCGCAGCCACCGCCCCGGCCCCAUGGCGGACCCCAAGUACGCCGAUCUGCCCGGCAUCGCCCGGAAUGAACCCGAUGUGUAUGAGACCAGUGACCUUCCUGAGGACGACCAGGCUGAGUUUGACGCGUUUGCACAAGAGCUGGAGGAGCUGAGCAGCAGCAGUGUGGAGCACCUCAUUGUCAACCCCAACGCCGCCUAUGACAAGUUCAAAGACAAGAGAGUCGGGACCCAGGGGCUUGACUUCUCUGACCGCAUUGGGAAGGGGAAACGCACUGGCUAUGAAUCUGGAGAGUUUGAGAUGCUGGGCACGGGGCUGGGCCCAGGGCUCAAGGAGACGCCUCAGCAGAAGUACCAGCGCCUUCGGCACGAGCUCCAAGAGCUGACGGCAGAAGUGGACAUGAUCAAGAGCACAGCGAAGGAGGCGGCUGCUGAGGAGACGCUGACCCCCGUGGCCUUGGCCAAGCAGCUGACCGUGCUGCAGCAGCAGUUGGUGUCCUCCCACCUGGAGCGCCUGCUGGGGCCCGACGCCACUGUCAACCUGAGUGACCCCAACGGGGCCCUGGCCGAGCGCCUGCUCGUCCAGCUGGAAGCGGCCAAGGGCAGCCGGGAGGCGGGGAGGGGGGCUCAGAGCACGGCGGCCGGAACCCCCGCCCCCGCCAGCCUGGUCACCUAUGAGCUGCACUCUCGGCCCGAGCACGACCGCUUCUCCCAGACCGCCAAGAUUGCCGAGCUGGAGAAGCGUCUGACUGAGCUGGAGGCGGCACUGCGCUGCGAGCCAGACACACAGAACCCGCUAACCGCCGGGGUGCAGGGCUCCUGUCUUAUGGAGACUGUGGAGCUCCUGCAGACCAAGGUCAGCGCUCUGGACCUGGCUGCUCUGGACCAGGUGGAGGCAAGGCUCCAGAGUGUGCUGGGGAAGGUGAAUGAAAUCGCGAAGCACAAAGCAGCCUUGGAGGAUGCGGACACCCAAAGCAAAGUGCAUCAGUUGUACCAGGCAGUGCAGCGCUGGAGCCCCGUGGCCUCCGCCCUCCCCAAGGUGGUCCAGCGACUCCUCACUGUCAAGCAGCUGCACGAGCAAGCCAUGCAGGUGGGGCAACUCCUCACCCACCUGGACACGACACAGCAGCUGGUUGCCGGCUCUCUCAAGGACAACGUCACCCUGCUGGCCCAGGUGCAGACGACGAUGCGGGAGAACCUGCAGACGGUGGAGGGGAACUUUGCCAGCAUCGACGCCCGCAUCAAACAGCUGCAGAAGUGAGGCUGCCCUUCCCCUCCCCGGCCCCAACUUCACCCCGGCCCAGAGGGGGUGGAGAGCUGCGCCCCACCCCCUGGUAACGGCUGCCCUCGGGGCUGCCGUCCCCCUCCCGCCGUCUCCUACCCCCACGCCCACCCCCUGUGCAGCACGUUGCUCGUCUGUGUCGCGGAAGAACAGUGCAGAGCCCACAC
Tachyglossus aculeatus (Australian echidna) is the source of this 1495-nucleotide messenger RNA. It is a transcript of the gene DCTN2, whose product is annotated as dynactin subunit 2. The coding region runs from base 72 to 1307 and encodes 411 amino acids. The record is from RefSeq and is a predicted model, not a curated record. Gene Ontology annotation, cellular component: centrosome; dynactin complex; cytoplasm. Gene Ontology annotation, biological process: mitotic spindle organization. NCBI's taxonomy places the organism in Eukaryota, Metazoa, Chordata, Mammalia, Monotremata, Tachyglossidae. The transcript has 16 exons.